Molecule: messenger RNA, 1950 nt
Organism: Felis catus (domestic cat)
Lineage: Eukaryota; Metazoa; Chordata; Mammalia; Carnivora; Felidae
Gene: MYPOP
Product: Myb related transcription factor, partner of profilin
Exons: 3
Coding region: 129-1337 (402 amino acids)
Biological process (GO): regulation of transcription by RNA polymerase II
Cellular component (GO): nucleus
Molecular function (GO): RNA polymerase II cis-regulatory region sequence-specific DNA binding; DNA-binding transcription factor activity, RNA polymerase II-specific
Source: RefSeq, a predicted model, not a curated record
AGAGGAGGGGGGAGGGAAGAGGCCGCAGAAGCCCGAGCCUUGACCGACGGGCAGGCGGGGGCUGCGGCGGCGCCGCGCCGGCGCCCCCCCAUGCGCCAGGCGGCCGGACGGCGGCGUCGGGGGGCGCCAUGGCCUCGGCGGCGGCGGGCGAAGCGGAAGAGACCACCCGGCUGCGCAAGCCGCGCUUUUCCUUUGAGGAGAACCAGAUCCUGAUCCGUGAGGUGCGCGCCCACUACCCACAGCUCUACGGCGCGCAGAGCCGUCGGGUGAGCGUGGCCGAGCGGCGGCGUGUGUGGGACGGCAUCGCCGCCAAGAUCAACGGCAUCACCAGCUGGAAGCGCACUGGCCAAGAGGUGCAGAAGCGCUGGAAUGACUUCAAGCGCCGCACCAAGGAGAAGCUGGCCCGCGUGCCGCACUCCACGCAGGGCGCCGGGCCUGCCGCCGAGGACGCCUUCUCCGCGGAGGAGGAGACCAUUUUUGCCAUCCUGGGGCCGGGAGUGGCGGCACCGGGAGCUGGUGCGGGAGCCGAGCAGCCCUCGGUGGCCGCUUCCUCGCAGCCGUCAGCCGCAAGUGCGGGCACCCAACGCUACGUCUUGUCCGAGGACCGCAGGGAAGACCGACGGGCAGAUACACCAGCCCACAGCAAGGGGGGCUCCAGCAGCCCCGAGCAGUGGGCCCGGCCCUCCUGCAGCCCCCAGGAAGGGGGCUGCCCGCCACCCAAGGAGCGUGAGUCCCCGCCCCCUCCGGCCCUGCAGACCGUGCAGCUGCCGCGCCUGGCCUUGUCUCCUCCGCCCCCGGCCCCUCCACCGCCACCACCCCAGCCGCCUCAGCAGGUCCACGUGGCACCCUCGUCCCCCAGCCCACCACCUCCUCCACUGCCACCACCCACGCCCUCGGCCCCCGACCCCUCCCUGGACUUCCUGCGGGCCCAGCAGGAGACGGCCAACGCCAUCCGGGAGCUGGCUGGCACCCUUCAGCAGGGACUGGCCAAACUGAGCGAGGCCCUCAGCGCCCUACUGCCCCUUCUGCCCGGAACCGCCGUCGACAGGCUGCCCCCGCCUCUGCCCCCGCCCCCGCCCCCGCCCCCACCCCCCAGGCCCCUCUUGCCCCCGCCUACCCCGAAAGCGGAGAUCACCCCAGAGCCCGUGUCCGUGGUGGCUGCUGUGGUGGACGGAGCGGUGGUAGCAGCCAGGGGGGUGAUCAUCGCCCCUAGGAGCGAGGAGGCGGGGGCCCCCCGGCCUCCCCCGGCUCCCCUUCCUCCCCACGACUCACCCCCACACAAGAGGAGGAAAGGUUUCCCUACACGGAAGAGGCGGGGGCGUUGGAAAUCUCCCUGAAAUCUGCCGUUGGGUUCGAGCUCCUUCUGCCUGUACCUCCUCCCCACCCCCACCCCCAGCUUAGCCCAGUGGAGGAGGGCGACGCACCUUCCCCAUCUCGGCUGCACCCUGGCUCCCUGCUGCGGGGGGCGCGAGCACCCCACUCCCUAUACUAGUUAGUGCCUGAUUCUCAGGGGGGCUUGUUGAUGGGUCCCCCACCCCUUUCUCCAGUACAGCGCUGCCUGCCUGGCUGCUUCCCUGAACCCUAACUUCUAAGCCAUCAAUUUCACGUUAUUUAUUAUUGCCCUUUGUGGGUUGCGGAGAGAACCUCUCGGGUCUGCACAUGCGCCCCCCUUCCCUAACAGCUCCUGGUCUUGACUUGAAGAGAAUUGACCCGUAGGGGCCUCCUCACCUCCCCAGUCCAGACUUUGGAGGAGGUGGGAGUCGCAAGACAAAUCAGAAUAUGGAUGACAAAGGAUAUAGCAGUCUGUACCCUAGGGAGAGGGGGGCAGAGUUCUCACUGGGGAGAUACAGGUUGGGCCCUCUGCCUCCCACCGUCUCUGACUUCCAGAGCUCAACCCCCUCAUUUCUCCCCAGUGGUGACAAGAUAUGAAUAAACUUAUUUUUAAUACAA